Messenger RNA from Xenia sp. Carnegie-2017, 2849 nucleotides. RefSeq lists its product as uncharacterized. The transcript is spliced from 4 exons. The coding region runs from base 358 to 2331 and encodes 657 amino acids. The record is from RefSeq and is a predicted model, not a curated record. Lineage: Eukaryota; Metazoa; Cnidaria; Anthozoa; Malacalcyonacea; Xeniidae.
UGAAGCGCUCAAAAACGUUGCUACUCAGUUUAAUGGAUAGCGUUAUUCGACCUUCGUGCAACUGAUCUCUUCUUUGGUAAUUUAUUGCUGUAUCCAGUUACAAGCGCGGAAGUGAAUCAGAAUGAUCUCGUGAUAAGCCCAUCACUUGCAUUUCAAUGAUGUGUACAUUACAAUACGAAGAAAGACAAAAUUGAAGAAAUAUUUCAAUAUAAAACUAUGACUCUACGUUGUGGAACGAAAAAAUAAGUGUGGGAAUGAGGAAAUAGUCGCUUUGGUCAUAUUUGAACUAAAGCAAGCAUAAUUUGGUCGACGAGGUUGUCAUAUAUGAAGUCUUACUUGUAAAACAAAGGAUAAAUAAUGGCUUCGCCACCUAAAAAAUUAAAGAUUGAGGAAAAUGGAUCUCGUUUGAGUAAACUUUUAAUCAAUAAAGGAACUCAAGCCUUAAAAAUAACAUUGCAAUCAUUAUUAAAGCCAGCAAGUUUAGCUUGUAAACUUAAAGAUCCCUCUACAAAGAAGAUACUAACAUCUUUGAAAUUUAAAGUCAUCAAGAAGGAGCAAUGGGAUCUUCUUUACCCGUCAGUUGGUGACCCUGACAUUGAAAACUUUGACAUCACAUUAUUAACUGUCUUAUUGCGAAAUAUAUGUGGUCUAAAAGCGCCGCAUGGUGGAUGGAAUAGUCUUCCUUCCUCUUCAGAUACCUUAGUCUCAGCAAAUAUUGCUAGAAUAAAGUUUUAUCGAAACAAAGUGUAUGGUCACAUAACUACAACUAGUGUAAAUGACAGUGAGUUUGAGGAUUUGUGGCAGGAAAUUUCAAAAGCAUUGGUUGGUCUGGGUAUUCAACAAAUUGAAAUAGGUGAAUUAAAGAAAGCUCCCCUCAGUACCGCCGAGGCAAAUCAUAUUGAAAUGUUAAAAGAAUGGUAUGAAGAAGACCAAAAGUUAAUCGAUGUUGCUGAGAAAACCAACGAAAAUGUAAAAGUAAUAAAUAGAAAUGUUGUAGAGAUGGCAACAAAAGUUGCGAACAUAAAUGAGGAUGUAAAGAAAACAAAAGCUGAUGUAGCAGGAGUGAAAAAAAUGUUACAGGACAAAACAUAUUCAGAUGUCAAAAAGCUUGGAAAGUGUAAUUUCAACGGUCUUAUAAAAGAUCUUAACAAGAAACACCUUGAAGGCACUAGACAAUGGUUAUUUGAAAAACUCGACACUUGGUUUAACGAUAGAAGUGAAAAUGCUUCUAAUGUCAUGGUUUUGAUUGCCGGUCCAGGUGUUGGUAAAAGUGUGUUUGCUGCUGAGUUGUGUCGACGAUAUUCUGAAAAGAAGAAACUUGCUGCUUGUCAUUUCUGCAGAUAUAAUAGAUCAGAUUAUAGAAAACCUCGAAUAUUGAUAGAAUCAUUGGCUAGUAGCAUGUGUGAUACAAUAUCAAAUUAUAAAAGUAAACUGAAUGAAGAAUUAGAGAGAAACCAUUCCAAAGAAUCUAUCACCGAUAAAUUCCGUGUUUUAUUAAAUGAUCCAUUGCAUUCAUUGGAAGAUCAUGAACCAAUGCUUUUGGUUAUUGAUGCUUUAGAUGAAAGCCAAGUUGAUGGCAAAAGUGAAUUGUUGGAAUUGAUUUCAGAAGAGUUUGACCGACUGCCUAAAUGGAUUAAAAUCUUCAUCACCAGUCGUCCAGAACUUCCUGUUCAAAAGGAGUUGAAAGACAUGAAUCCUGUGGAAAUUACAACUCAUCCUCGUGAUAUAAACAACGAAGAAGACCUGCUAAAGUAUUUGAAAAAUCAGUUGAAUGAUCGGGUGCAGAGAAAUCACAACGUUCUUGAAACAUUAGUUUAUAGAUGUGAGGGAUCAUUUCUUUAUGCUUAUCACGCACAAAUGAGCUUGAAAGAAGAAAAUAUUGAAGUUACUUUUAAAGACAUUCUACAAUUGGUCCCCAGUGGGUUAAACGGUGUUUACGCAAAGCAAUUCAAAAGAGCAAAAGAAUUGUUAACGAAGGAAAGUCCCAGAAAUUCUGUUAUCUCAGAAACUUCUUUUAUGCGAUUUCUUGAAUUGUUGGCUGCCUGUCGGGAGUUUUUACCAUUAACUUUACUGUUUAGCUAUUUAGGUUUUUCUGGUGACAUCAAGUUUGAAGUCCGCAGUAAAAUCAUUGAAUCGUUAUCUCAAAUUUUGCCAGUUUACGAUGAUUGUUUAACCGUGUAUCACAAAUCUCUCAUUGAUUGGUUGAAAUCAGAUGGUUACGAACAGCAUGAGUUUACAGUUAAUCCAAAAAAUGGUCAUAAGUUUUUAUGGCAUGCUUGUGAGAAAGUGUUUGAACAAAUUAAGUCGAUGAACAUUUUGAAGAUCAGAUGAACACUGCUAUGAUUAAAUAUGCUUUGAAGAAUGGAAUCUAUCAUAUGAUAGAAUGUGGCGAAAAUGUUGACUUUAGCUGGGCAGUAGAUGUCAAAGUGGUUUGUGCGAGGUUAAUGGGUGUGGAAGACAUUUACAUGAAUACCAUUAGGUCUGAAUUGUUUGAAAUCAUUAAGGAACGACGUACUUUUUGAGAAAAGAUGUACUUGAGGAACUACUAUUUCAUUUGUUUAUGACACGGAAUAUAAGAUAUAUUGGUUUGAUGAUAGCUUAAUUUAUUUACAAAUUAUUGCAAACAGAAUUGAUGGAAAUAACGAAAGAAGAUUAUCGGCAAGGGAAUUAUUGAAACAAGUAAAAUUUGUUUGGUUUGAGGACUUAGACUCAACAUAUUUAACAAACCAUCAUCAUUUGACUGUCUCUUUGCGUGCUAACGUUACGUCUCUUUGUGUGUCGUCCAAUGAAGAACUUCUUUCUGUAGGAUAUGAAAAUGGUCAAAUAUCUAUUUUUGAGCUUCCUGAAUU